Oppia nitens is the source of this 484-nucleotide messenger RNA. Its product is annotated as BET1-like protein. Lineage: Eukaryota; Metazoa; Arthropoda; Arachnida; Sarcoptiformes; Oppiidae. The transcript has 4 exons. Gene Ontology annotation, molecular function: SNAP receptor activity. The record is from RefSeq and is a predicted model, not a curated record. Gene Ontology annotation, cellular component: Golgi trans cisterna; SNARE complex. The coding region runs from base 160 to 483 and encodes 107 amino acids. Gene Ontology annotation, biological process: retrograde transport, endosome to Golgi; regulation of retrograde vesicle-mediated transport, Golgi to ER.
UUAAUGUAUUACCAAUGAUGUGAUGACUGUAAUGUUGUGACAGUUGUUUGAGUGAUAAGUCUUCAAGUUUUUGACCACUGAUUGUCAGUUUGAUAGCAAUCAACCAAUUUGUUUGUCAUCAUAACGAAGAUUAUCUGAUCCUAUCGUCACUGAGAUAUCAUGAGAGGUGAUCACAUGUCUGAUGGACUGAUGGAGUCCGACAAUAGACAGAGGACUGAUAGGUUGGCGCAGAAGAUAUCUUCACUCAAGAAUUUUGCAAUCGAUAUCGAAACGGAAACAAAGGAACACAACAGACUAUUAGAAGAAGUGGACAACGAUUUUGAUAGUAAUUUAGGUUUUCUAACCAAUGGUCGCAAUCGUGUAAACCGUUUAUUACAAUCCAAUCGUCAAAAUAGGCGUUUCAUGUGUUACUUGUCAUUAAUAUUGACUUCAAUAUUCAUAUUUAUGUAUUAUUUGAUAACAAAAUCAUUAAAUACAAGUUAAU